Messenger RNA from Labeo rohita (rohu), 589 nucleotides. It is a transcript of the gene mrpl57, whose product is annotated as mitochondrial ribosomal protein L57. The record is from RefSeq and is a predicted model, not a curated record. The coding region runs from base 144 to 455 and encodes 103 amino acids. NCBI's taxonomy places the organism in Eukaryota, Metazoa, Chordata, Actinopteri, Cypriniformes, Cyprinidae. Gene Ontology annotation, biological process: mitochondrial translation. Gene Ontology annotation, cellular component: mitochondrial ribosome. Gene Ontology annotation, molecular function: structural constituent of ribosome. The transcript is spliced from 2 exons.
CGUUGUUCUGCAGCCUCCAGUGCUGUAGGUGGCGCUGCCAUAAUCGCAUCACUGACAUUCAGCUGCAGUGUGUCUGCGGCAUGCUGCCCGUGGAUUUGGACAGACGAUUGUAUUCACUUUUGUAACCCGUCACUGGCUGCAGGAUGUUCUUGACUCUGGCGCUUUUGCGGAAGGGAAUCCCAGGGAAGCAGUGGAUCGGGAAGUACCGUCGACCACGAGUAGUCACCUGGCAGAUGAGGCGGAACAUGAUUAAACGCCUAGAACAGGAAGCAGAGAAUGAAUACUGGAUCAGCCGGCCGUUCAUGACGCAGGAACAGGAGCAAGGCCACGCCGCGCAAAGGCGGGAGUGGAUGUGGGAACAAAUCAAAGCUACACGACAAGCCAAGUUUCCUGAACACAAAUACAUUGCAGACCAACUAAACCACCUUAAAACCACCAAGACCUGGCCCAGCUAACCAGAACAUCAGAGACUGAUGGAUCACAGAGUUUGGAGACAAAAAGCAGAUGAAAACAUAGGACUUUUUGUGUUUGAUUUGAUAUUCUAAAAUGUAUGUGAUAUGUGCUGUUUAUAAAUGACUUAUGAUCAUCA